CUCGACGUGCGCACGACGGUCAUGAUCAAGAACAUCCCGAACAAGCUCAAGGACUACGAGGUCAUGUCGUUCAUCGAGGAGGUCGUCGGUCGCUCGUUCGACUUCUUCUACUUGCGCACCGACUACUCGAAUGACUGCAACGUCGGCUACGGCUUCUGCAACUUCACGUCGACGUCGGCCCUGCUCGCGUUCGCCAAGGCCCGUCUCGGCACGCGCUGGAACCUGUGCGCGUCCGACAAGCUGUGCGUCCUCAGCUACGCCAACAUCCAGGGCAAGGCAUCGCUCAUCAACCACUUCCGCAACUCGUCCGUCCUCGACCAGGCCGAGAGCCGGCGCCCCAAGCUCUUCGUCACGAGCGGGCCUCGCGCCGGUGAGCCCGAGCCCUUCCCAGGUGCGUCCACGCCCUCUCCUGAUGUCAGAUGUCGCCUCUCUCCGAGGGUCACGCCUGACUGCCAGGAUGGGAUCGAGCUCGCAGUUUGCGACGACCCGGUGCGCAAGGCGCGCUCGGCGCUCAACGCCUCGAGCGUCGGGCUCUUCCCGGCGCAGCGGCCCGUCUUCAAGCUCGCGCAGGCGUUCCAGGGCGCCAGCCUCGACGAGCCGUCGUCGUCGGCGUCGGCGUCUUGA
Messenger RNA from Rhodotorula graminis WP1, 624 nucleotides. RefSeq lists its product as uncharacterized. The transcript is spliced from 6 exons. The annotation marks the transcript as partial. The record is from RefSeq and is a predicted model, not a curated record. NCBI's taxonomy places the organism in Eukaryota, Fungi, Basidiomycota, Microbotryomycetes, Sporidiobolales, Sporidiobolaceae. Gene Ontology annotation, molecular function: nucleic acid binding.